UUUCAUUUCAAUUAAACCGGAUUCACUGUAAAUCCAUUAUCGUCGUCAUCAUCAUCCAAAGCCCUAAAUCCUUCAAAGCAGCCAAAACCAUGGCGUCUCUUCUCGCCAGACGUCAACGAAGGCUCCAAUCAAACCCAUCUCUCACUCGUUUCUUCUCCAACUCCUCAUCAGACCCACCUCCCCAAUCCGCUGAAAAACCCUCCCAGUCACCGCCACCACCGUCUUCUCAGUCUCCAUCGUCGUACUCUUCUCCCUUCGCCGACAUCAAGUCCACUCUGAAGCAGAAAAUACAGCAGGAGCAAGAGAGAAAGCCAUUCGCUGGAUCCUCCGACGCCCAAGCUCCGAAUCGCGGAUCGAGUAGUACAUUCUCCGAUCACAAGUCACGCGGGUCUCUACAGGAUCUGGGAAUCAACCUCGCCAAGUUCCAGCGUAGAUCCACCGCCGCUCCACCUCCGAGGGAUUCGUCGCAGUCUCGGCCGCACAUUUCAUUCGAGGCGCUCUAUAAGCAGAACAUGGUAGCGGAUCCUCCGAAUCGCAAAGGGGAGGAGAUCGAUUCGAGUAACUUAUGGGAAAAUUUGAAGACUUUGAAGUCAAAGUCCAACGCUUUGAACAACGGGGAGAUGAAAGGAGUGUCCUUUCGAAGUUUCAAGAGCACUUUGAAGGGAAACGCCGGAAGAGGAGGAGAAGCUUUGCCGGCGUCAAUCUUCGGGAAAGAAAUGGAAGGUGAAACAGAGGAGAUGACGACGGAGUUUCUAAAGAUUUACAGGGAAGAUGAGUUGGGUGAGAAGCUAAGGAGGCUUAGGCCAGAGGGGAAGAAGGAAGAAGGGUGGUUCUCGUUGCAGGAGUUGAAUGAGAGGUUGGUUAAGCUAAGGCAAGUGGAGGAGAAAGAGGUUUAUAAUCAGCGUGGGAACGUGUCUGUAAUCAGAAAUGUUAUUGGAACAUUUCGGAAUGAGGCAGCCAUCAAUGAAGCUAUUUCCCAGCAGAAUCAGGACAUUAUGGGAUAUUUGGAUGGUACCCCUGAAUACAAGCUUUAUCCUCCAAAAGAUGAUCUUGUCGAUACUUACUUCCACACAGAUAAUCUGUCAUCUGCGGAGAAGAUGAAAAUCGAGCUCACGAAAGUCAGGGAAGAUUUCAAGAUGUCGGAAUCUGAUUGUGGCUCUGCACGAGUGCAAGUUGCGCAGCUCACUACUAAAAUCAAGCAUCUAUCCUCUGCACUGCACAAAAAGGACAAGCACUCUCGAAAGGGACUUUUUGCUAUGGUGCAGAAACGGAAGAAGCUGCUGAAAUAUCUAAGACGAACUGACUGGGAUUCAUACUGCCUUGUCCUGUCAAAACUCAGCCUUCGUGACAACCCGGAUUACAAGUUCUAAGCUUUAUGCACUAGGAACCCCAUGGUUCUUCUAUCUCCGCACACUUUUGGUUUAGGCAACACUCUGUUGUGAGUGAGAUUUAGCUGUUCAAGCCCUGUUAGGCAUUCUACUCUCUAGGGAAGAAACUCUCGCUCAGCUCUAUUUUGUUUCUCUUACUCAUUGUUUAACUCUGAGCUCUUCAGUCAUGCAUCUGCUGCAACAAAAUGAAGUUAUGUGUCUCUUUCCUAGAUGUUUAAUAAUAGGGUAUUAUUCCCUCCCAUAAUCUGGAUUGUGGUAAUAAAAGUUAAUACGAACAUGCCUUUUCAUGA
Brassica oleracea var. oleracea is the source of this 1678-nucleotide messenger RNA. RefSeq lists its product as uncharacterized. Lineage: Eukaryota; Viridiplantae; Streptophyta; Magnoliopsida; Brassicales; Brassicaceae. The record is from RefSeq and is a predicted model, not a curated record. The transcript has 5 exons. Gene Ontology annotation, molecular function: structural constituent of ribosome. Gene Ontology annotation, cellular component: ribosome. Gene Ontology annotation, biological process: translation. The coding region runs from base 90 to 1370 and encodes 426 amino acids.